AUGAUUAUCUCAGCAAAUACGCUCCUGGCACCCGGUGACGGUGACGUCGGGGCCCAUGCCCCUCCUUCACCGGCGGCCUUUUUUUCUUCGUUGGUGCAAUUGACCUGUGUUCAUAUAAUUCUAGGUGUGAUUCAAAUCACGAUAACAAACCCCACUAUGGCUGACCAAAAAGUUGCCUUGAUUGUGAUUGAUGGCUGGGGUAUUGCAGGCCCCGACUCCCCACCCCAGGGAGAUGCCAUCGCCGCGGCCGAUACCCCACACAUGUCCGGCUUCGCUGAGCCCAACUCCAAGACUGCCCAGGGCUUCGCCGAGUUGGAUGCCUCCUCGCUCGCUGUUGGUCUGCCCGAGGGUCUGAUGGGCAACAGUGAGGUCGGUCACCUGAACAUUGGUGCUGGUCGUGUUGUCUGGCAGGACAGUGUUCGCAUUGACCAGACCCUCAAGAAGGGUGAGAUGGGCAAGGUCCCCAGUGUUGUCAAGUCUUUCACCCGUGCAAAGGAGGGUAAUGGACGUCUCCAUCUUCUGGGCUUGGUCUCUGAUGGUGGUGUUCACUCCAACAUCACUCAUUUGUUCGCCUUGCUCCAGGUCGCCAAGGACAUGCAGGUCCCCGAGGUCUUCAUCCACUUCUUCGCUGAUGGACGUGAUACCGACCCCAAGAGCGCCGACAAGUUCAUGAAGCAGGUGCUUGAUAAGACCCAGGAGAUUGGUAUCGGCGCGAUUGCCACUGUCGUGGGCCGCUACUACAUCAUGGACCGCGAUAAGCGCUGGGAGCGUGUUGAGGUUGGCCUCAAGGGCUUGGUCACUGGCGAGGGCGAGGACAGCUCGGACCCGCUGCAGACCAUCAAGGAGCGAUACGAGAAGAAUGAGAACGAUGAGUUCCUGAAGCCCAUCAUUGUUGGCGGCAAGGAGCGCCGUGUCCAAGAUGACGAUACCCUCUUCUUCUUCAACUACCGCUCGGAUCGUGUCCGUGAAAUCACCCAGCUGCUGGGCGACCACGACCGUUCCCCGCGUCCCGACUUCCCUUACCCCAAGAACAUCUCCCUCACCACCAUGACCCAGUACAAGACUGACUACACCUUCGAUGUUGCUUUCCCCCCUCAGCACAUGGGUAACGUGCUGGCCGAAUGGCUUGCCAAGAAGAACCUCCAGCAAUGCCACAUUGCUGAGACUGAGAAGUACGCUCACGUCACCUUCUUCUUUAACGGUGGUAUCGAGAAGGAUUUCCCUGGCGAAACCCGCGAUAUGAUCCCUUCGCCCCGUGUUGCUACCUACGAUCUUGACCCAAAGAUGAGUGCAGCUGCUGUCGGUACCAAGAUGGCUGAGCGCCUUGGCGAGAAGAAGUUCGACUUUGUCAUGAACAACUUCGCCCCUCCCGACAUGGUUGGCCACACCGGCGUGUACGAGGCCGCCAUCCAGGGUGUUGCUGCCACUGACAAGGCCAUUGGCGAGAUUUAUGAGGCUUGCAAGAAGAACAACUACGUUCUGUUCAUUACCGCCGAUCACGGGAGAUGCUCAACGAGAAGGGCACCCCCCAAGACCUCCCACACCCUUAACAAGGUUCCCUUCGUUAUGGCUAACGCCCCUGAGGGCUGGAGCCUCAAGAAGGGCGGUGUCUUGGGUGAUGUUGCGCCUACCGUUCUCGCCGCCAUGGGCGUUGAGCAGCCCGAGGAGAUGACCGGUGCCAACCUGCUGGUCAAGUCCUAG
This is a messenger RNA of Penicillium crustosum, 1701 nucleotides long. RefSeq names its product phosphoglycerate mutase, 2,3-bisphosphoglycerate-independent. Gene Ontology annotation, cellular component: cytoplasm. The record is from RefSeq and is a predicted model, not a curated record. NCBI's taxonomy places the organism in Eukaryota, Fungi, Ascomycota, Eurotiomycetes, Eurotiales, Aspergillaceae. Bases 1 to 1701 code for a protein of 566 amino acids. Gene Ontology annotation, molecular function: manganese ion binding. The transcript is spliced from 5 exons. Gene Ontology annotation, biological process: glucose catabolic process.